GUGCUGUUAGUACGUUUGCAAACCAGUGAGUUAGCAAACACCGGUAAAGCGCUAUUGCACAAAGAUGGGUUAAUUAAAUAGAUACUAUUAGACUACGUUGUUUUGACACAUGCAUAAACUGCAGCUGUUGCUUAAAGUUACUUUAUUUUGUCGUCAUGUCUUCCAGAAAGCGUAAAAGGAACUACAAGGAUAUAAAGCGUGUCUUCUUUCCUGAUGAUGUCGGAAAAGGUUUGCAAAAAUUGGACAAAGAGCCACGAUCCCAUUCACCUGCGUCUUCUGCCAAGAGCUGGGAGAAGUGUGGAGACAGUUUUCUGGACUCUCCGGUCAUGAAGAACCUCAAGUCAUCACGAAGAAAACCGUCUGAUAUAAAAAAGAUGGCUCAGUCCUCUGCUUUAGUGCAGACCAGGGCUGACCCCUGUAAUGAGGACACGGUGCACAUUGCAUGGAGCUCCAGUGACGGAGACCAGUCUGAUGACGAGACGCAGGAUCAACAACAACAGCGUCCUCAGAGACCGGCGAGACCUACAGCUCCAAUCCAGUCUUACACAAGAGCGCUGCGCAUGCUCAGCACUGAUAAAGAUGACCUUCCUGUUAUCGACACAGACACUGAUCUGGAAGAAUCUGAGGAAGAAGUUGAGAAGGACAGCGGGCAACAAAUCUCAGACUGUGAAUCAGAGUCCUUUGAGGAAAAACCUGAGGAUUUACCUCUUAACCCUUCAAAUACGGCAGGGCUUGAGAUCUCGGGCUAUGUGUCUGACGGCGAGGAUGUUGACGCCGCGGUGACUCCCAUCAGACCGGACUCUCCUGUGCAGUGCGGCGAGGGCAGCAGGAAGUCCAUCAGGGACUGGGUCAGGUCAGCUCAGGCAAUGCUGCAGACGCCUCAGAAACUGCAGUCCAACAUGCAGUCAAAGACACCUGAAGACUCUGCCAAAAAGAAAAGGAAAUUCAAAAGUGGAGGCCUCGCUGAGAGGCUGAACCGACUCCAGUGCAGACAGAGGUCAGCUGUUAGCUUCUGGAGGCACCAGUCCAUCUCUGAGGCCGCAGCAACAGUGGACAGGCCUGGCGUGCUGGUGCUGGAGGUGCUGGAGGUUCAGGAGGAGUGCAGCAUGCAACUGGUGCACUGUGAGCACCAGCAGCCCCCCGCAGAGGGCCACCAGCACAGCGACGCCCCCCCUGAAGGAAGAGCUGGUUUGCUGGUGUUGUUCAACAGAGAAACUGCAGCCCAGCUGAUGCUUGUUCCCAGAGACAUCGUCCACAUAUACCCGCCAUGGCUCUGUGUGCUUGUCCAGGAUGGCCAUGGGAUGUUCAGCGUGGUCCAGCUCCACCUCCUGUCCUGUGAGAAUGACCUCCGCCGAUACUGCCUCAUGUGGCAGGGGAGGAGCUGCGUGCUGAGAGGCAUUAAAGUGGUGCAACGUGUCACUAGAGAAAGGAGCAGCAGGCUUUUCAGCUUGAUAGACAGCCUGUGGCCUCCAGAGAUGGCUCUCAAAGAUCAUGGGAACACACCGAGUGUGUCCAGCGACAGCAGGCCUGCCGGUGCAGCUCCGAGCUUCUGCUACCUGCUGUCGGGUCAGGAGAGCUCGGUCGAACGCACCGAGGAGCGAACCGUGUCCCCACUUUACCUGCCUCCCAAUAAACACACCUUACAAGACAUACUGCAGAGUGAGAUUAGUCGCUGCAGCUUUGAUGCCACGGUUCUGUACAAGAGAAUAACGCAGAGCAGUGAUGUAGGCCAGCGUGAGGUUUGGUUGGUGCUCUCAGACCCAAGUCUUCAGGAGGAGCAGCCCGAGAGGCCGUGCAGGCGAACGGUGGCCCUGUGUGUGAGCACUUCCUGUGCGCUCACUUCCUCUGUCCUCCACGCACUGAACUCCCCCGCUGCCUGUCGCAUGUCAUUCAGAGAUGCCAUCAGAGAACAUGGUGUCCUCCUGUGUGCGGAGCAGUCCGUUCUGGAGAUUUGCUCUGCGGACCCUGAGGGUAGUUCUGAAUCCAGGUCAGAGUCGGUGUCGCUGCCUGAGUCCCAGGAGAAGACCCUGCCCAAACCUGUGAGACUGGAUCCUCUCUGCGCCGAGGUCACACCCAACUCCCUCUGCUCUCUGUCAGGCGUGAUAGUUGGUGUGGAUGAAAGCACAGCGUAUUCAUGGCCUGCCUGCAACCACUGUGGGAGUGACAGCUUAGAGAUUUUAGCUGAAAAACCACAAAACUUCCACUGUGUUCCUUGUCAGUCAUUGGUGGACAAGCCGGACACGAAGAUUCGACUGGAAGUGUUCCUGAGUUCUUCGAUAAUUAAUUGCACUUUGAAAGUUAAGCUGCAGGAGAAGACGAUAAUGUCCAUCCUCAACACUGGUGCACUGGAGGGUAAUGAGUUCCCAGGUUACGAUGUGGAGAAUGUUCUGGAUAAAGAGGUGGGCCCCCUCACCGUUUACGUUCGAGUCGUCACCAGGAAGCCUGCCCUCUGGAUCGGCCUGGAAGAGAUCUGCCUCUGAAGCUGUCAGGGCAAGUAGCUAAUGUUAUCAAUCCUCAUGCCUCAGCAGGCUCCAAGGAUCUGCUCACUAGGCCUCGGCCCCCGCCCCCCCCUCCUCUCUGAAGGCCUCCCUGACAGCUCGGGGCUGAGCUGAAGUGAACCGGCUGCAUAGACAAGGUCUUGUUUGUGUUAAUGAUAUGUGAGACUGUGGACCAGGAGUUGACAGCCCAAGGGUGGACUAGUGGCAUGCAGUCUGUCAGAGAAUCCCACGUGCUUCAUCAACUAUAUUGGCUGUAAAGACUUUUUUGAAGUUGUCAAGCAAAACAUUUUUUCUACCUCUGUAUUUAAGAUUUCUGAAACUGCGUCAAUAAAAGAAUGUAUUUUUGCUGAGUUGACUUUCUAUUUCCUGUUUCACAUUCUCACUUCUUCUACACUCCAGCUGCUCCUACGUCAAUAAAUAUAUAUAACAUGCAAAGACAAUUCACAGACCAGGAUAUUUCUGCACCUUUUCAGCAAUUUUAUUAUAGAUUCCAUAAACAAAAAUGUGUUCAAGGUUUCAUACAAACUAUAUAAAAGAUCAUGCUCUGGCUCUUAUACAAAGUUUGGAAUUAUAAAACAUGUACCAUAUCAGGUAUAACAUCAU
Messenger RNA from Notothenia coriiceps (black rockcod), 3101 nucleotides. RefSeq names its product scaffold protein involved in DNA repair (gene spidr). Lineage: Eukaryota; Metazoa; Chordata; Actinopteri; Perciformes; Nototheniidae. Gene Ontology annotation, biological process: double-strand break repair via homologous recombination; regulation of establishment of protein localization to chromosome. The transcript has 18 exons. Gene Ontology annotation, cellular component: nucleoplasm; nuclear chromosome. The record is from RefSeq and is a predicted model, not a curated record. Bases 156 to 2480 code for a protein of 774 amino acids.